AUGAUCAUUGUCUCCGACAUAGUGACUAUUGAAGACCGUGGCAAAUACCAAGGCAUUUUUGGAGCUGUUAUCGCCCUGGCAAAUGGUACAGGGCCAUUCGUAGGUGGAGCUUUGGUUGACUCUGUCUCGUGGCACUGGGUCUUCUGGAUAGUGCCAAUGCUCGCCGUACCAGCCGCGCUCCUGAUUUUUUUCUUUCUGCCUCUUCAGUAUGAAAAGGGGAAUUAUAAGGAGAAGGUUAAGAAAAUCGACUAUGGCGGCAUCGUCCUCAAUUUGGCCGCUGUUCUGCUCAUCCUCAUCCCGCUCUCCGGGGGAGGCGUCCAGUAUCCUUGGAACUCACCACUUAUCAUUGCAAUGCUCUCUGUGGGCGGAUGUACGGCCAUAGCGUUCGUAUUGUAUGAAUGGAAGGUCGCCCAAGUUCCCAUCAUGCCAGUUCGACUCGUCAAUUAUCCGUACUGCUGGGCGCUCUAUGUCCAGAACUUCUUUACCGGCAUGUGCUUCUUCGGGAAUUUCUUUUACCUACCGAUAUACUUCCAGUCGGUCUUAGGGCUUUCAGCUCUGGUGUCAGGUGCCCUGCUUUUACCACUCAUUAUGGCGACUUCCUUCACGGGCAUUGUCAGUGGCCAAAUCAUGUCCAGGCGCGGACGAUAUUGGUGGAUUUGUGUGUCGGGAUUCGUCCUCUGGACACUGGGCACAGGCCUCAAAUGUGCUUUUAAUCGCUCCACGAAGAUUUGGCAUAUUGUACUUGUGCUAUUAGUCGAGGGAAUGGGCAUCGGAAACAUCCUGCAGUCAACGCUUGUGGCCAUUCUCGCAAACGGAAAUAACUCUGACAGAGCUGUUGCUACUGGACUACGUAACUUCAUACGUACCAUCGGCGGAGCCUUUGGCCUAAUCAUUUCUGGAGCUAUCCUCGCCAACACCUUGGAUACACGGCUUUCGCAUCUUCCGUUCAUGACACCGGAAAUACUUCGAAACCUCACUUCGUCAACUUAUUCGCUGGACAAGCUGGGCUUUGAUGGCAAGCAGAUGGACCUCGUACUUGAUACCUACAUUGCUGGGAUCCGGUAUAUAUACAUUCUAUAUACAGCUUCGGCAGCUACGAACCUAUUUCUUUGUGCUUGGAUUGGAAAUACCAAUUUGAGAGGGAAGCCCCCGACGGAAAACGAUGUGGAAGUGAACGAGGAAAGCGCUCCUUCGAUUCAGCAGGUGCAGGAAACGUCCAAAGAAGCUGAGGCCAACAAAGUCUAG
Didymosphaeria variabile is the source of this 1245-nucleotide messenger RNA. RefSeq lists its product as uncharacterized. NCBI's taxonomy places the organism in Eukaryota, Fungi, Ascomycota, Dothideomycetes, Pleosporales, Didymosphaeriaceae. The record is from RefSeq and is a predicted model, not a curated record. Gene Ontology annotation, biological process: transmembrane transport. The coding region runs from base 1 to 1245 and encodes 414 amino acids. Gene Ontology annotation, molecular function: transmembrane transporter activity. The transcript has 2 exons.